AUGAUUCUUCAAGCUUUGUCAUAUGCGGGUACUGUGUUGGGUUUCUUAUUCCUAACACUGUCUAUUGCCUCUGGUUUGUAUUACAUUAGCGAACUUGUGGAGGAGCACUCGGAGCCUACAAAAAGGUUCCUAACAAGGGCCAUCUACGGGAUCAUUAUCCUUUAUGUGUUCUUGCUUAUUUUGGACUCCUUCCCUUUCAAGCUGAGUGUGUUUUCGAUUGUUUCAUACUUGGUCUACUUGCAAAAUCUUAAACACUUCCCUUUCAUCUCGCUAAAGAGCCCCACACUACUCGCCAGCUGUGUACUGGUGGCUUUGAAUCACUACUUUUGGUUCAAACAUUUCAAUGACACGGAAGUGCCUCCUCAGUUCCGCUACGACCCUAAUUACAUCCCACGGAGGCGCGCAAGUUUCACGGAAGUUGCUUCCUUCUUUGGCAUCUGUGUAUGGUUUGUGCCAUUUGCGUUAUUCGUCUCACUUUCAGCAGGUGACAACGUGUUGCCUACGACUACCGCGGGCCUUGCAAAGAAGUCGGACAGUGCGGACGCCAACUCUCCUAGAUUCCGCAAGAAAGCCACUGGCUUAGUCCGUGUGGUCAUUGAUUCAAUCAGGGCUUACUUCUACUCAGCCGCCCGUGUCUUUGGUUACGAUAUAGAUCCCAACAGAGGCAGGCUUGUGGUGUAG
This is a messenger RNA of Lachancea thermotolerans CBS 6340, 681 nucleotides long. It is a transcript of the gene SVP26, whose product is annotated as Svp26p. The record is from RefSeq and is a predicted model, not a curated record. Gene Ontology annotation, biological process: endoplasmic reticulum to Golgi vesicle-mediated transport. Gene Ontology annotation, molecular function: COPII receptor activity. The transcript has a single exon. Bases 1 to 681 code for a protein of 226 amino acids. NCBI's taxonomy places the organism in Eukaryota, Fungi, Ascomycota, Saccharomycetes, Saccharomycetales, Saccharomycetaceae. Gene Ontology annotation, cellular component: COPII-coated ER to Golgi transport vesicle; Golgi membrane; endoplasmic reticulum membrane.